Maylandia zebra (zebra mbuna) is the source of this 3192-nucleotide messenger RNA. Its product is annotated as multidrug and toxin extrusion protein 1. Gene Ontology annotation, molecular function: antiporter activity; xenobiotic transmembrane transporter activity. Gene Ontology annotation, cellular component: membrane. Lineage: Eukaryota; Metazoa; Chordata; Actinopteri; Cichliformes; Cichlidae. The record is from RefSeq and is a predicted model, not a curated record. Gene Ontology annotation, biological process: xenobiotic detoxification by transmembrane export across the plasma membrane.
AGCACGAGGGGAUUUCAGUGGAUUUCUCCGCGUGGAUCAAGCUGUGGGAUAUCUGCUGUGCCUGACAUGUGUCCGUGACUGCAGGGGACGAGGCCGUAAAUGGUGUCUGGGAUCCAAGUCGGUUUAGAGCGUUUCGUUUCCUGGUCAUGGAAGGUCUAGAACCGGUUACCGAUUAUUUAAGGGAAGUGAACGGACACUUGAAUGAACUUCAGAGCUCCGGUGAAGGAUGCUCUCCUUGCCGUAAGAGCACCCGUUGUUUGAUCCCGCCGGUGUACUGGAAUGAGCUGCUACAGCUUGUUAAACUGGCAGGACCGGUGCUCAUUUCUCAGCUGAUGGUCUACAUGAUCAGUACAGUCAGUAUGGUGUUCUGUGGUCACAUGGGGAGAACUGAGCUUGCAGGAGUGUCACUAGCAGCUGCGGUGGUUAACGUCAGUGGUAUUUCUGUUGGCACUGGUUUAUCAGCAACUUGUGAUACCCUGAUAUCUCAGACGUAUGGGAGCGGUAACUUGAAGCGAGUCGGUGUGAUUCUCCAGAGGGGAGUUCUGAUUCUGCUGCUGGCCUGUUUCCCCUGCUGGGCCGUCCUCAUCAACACUGAGCCCCUCUUACUCGCAGUGGAACAGAGUCCGGAGGUCGCCAGUCUCGCCCAGAUGUAUGUGAAAAUCUUCAUGCCUGCUCUCCCGGCUGCUUUUAUGUACCAACUGCUUGGGAAGUAUCUACAAAAUCAGGGAAUUAUGUGGCCUCAGGUUAUAACUGGAGCAAUUGGAAAUGUCUUCAAUGUUGUCAUCAACUACGUCUUCCUCUAUCCCCUGGAGCUGGGUGUUGCUGGAUCUGCAGCAGCCAAUGCCAUGUCACAGUAUUUGCUGGCUUUGUUCCUAUGUGCUUACAUCUGCUGGAAGGGUCUACACAAAGCCACAUGGGGAGGUUGGACGCUUGACUGUCUGCAAGAGUGGGGUCUCUUCAUCAAGCUGGCUAUUCCCAGUAUGCUCAUGAUUUGCUUGUCCUGGUGGAUAUUUGAAAUCGGAGGAUUCCUGGCUGGUGUGAUAAGUGAGGUUGAGCUGGGAGCUCAGUCCAUAGCAUACCAACUCUGCAUUGUAGCUUAUAUGAGCCCACUGGGAUUCUCUGUUGCUGCCAGUGUGAGAGUUGGAAAUGCUCUUGGUGCAGGAAAUCCAAAGCAGGCCGUGCUAUCGUGCAAAGUCUCUAUCAUCUGUGCAUUGGCAGUUGCCUGUUUGGUUGGGGCUUUCAUCAUCUCUACCAAGAACGUCAUUGGCUACAUUUUCACCUCCGAGCAAGACAUCAUUCAGAGGGUUGCUGAUGUCAUGCUUAUAUUUGGAUUCAUGCACAUCUGUGAUGCCAUUGCGGGCGUGGCUGCAGGUGUUCUUAGAGGUGUGGGGAAACAGCUGAUUGGUGCUUUGUGUAAUUUUGUUGCAUUCUACUUCAUUGGCUUCCCCAUUGGUGUGUCCCUGAUGUUCGCAGCAAACAUGGGGAUUGUAGGACUUUGGACAGGACUUGUCAUUUGCCUCUUACUUCAGAUGAUAUUUUACGUCACUUUUUUGUGCAAACUUGAUUGGAAAAAGGCUUCAGAAGAUGCUCUUGUGAGAGCAGGGGUUCACAUCACAAAGGAAAAUGCAACAGCUGAGCUGGAACACUCAGAUUCACAUCAGAGUCAGGCCCAGGUCAGUGGAGCUGAGUCUGCGUGUUUGAGUGCUGAGGGAGGAAACACAGACCCAACUGUAGCCAGUUCAGGCAGUAGAGCCUUCACCACCACCACAGUGGGAGAUGUUCUGUCUGUACCACAGUUGGCUGUAUGGCGUGGUUUGGCAUUAAUAAUCAUGAUCAUCAUCCUUCUUGCUGGAAUAAUCAUCAGUCACUUUCUAAUGAAGCUGUUAAAAUGAUGGAUUUUUGAGUGUCAUAGGGCUGCUCAUCAGCUUGACCAUACUGAGAAUCUACUCCAGUCUUCAGCUCUGUGCAGCUUCCAGAAACUCUUUGAUUUCCUGGUCUGCAGCCCUCUCAUAUUUUCUUUACUGCACACCAAAAGAGCGGAUGCUAACGUCAGGCCAAAUUCACAUUUAGAAUUUCUUGUAUCAGGUAUCAAAACCCAAAGACUGUAUACAAAAGAUGGAUGAUGCUUUCAGGUCUGAAAUGUGAUACCUAAAGUGUGAUACCUAAAGUGUCUUACAUGUGCAUUCUCUAUAACAGACAGCAGCAAGCAAUUCUUCUGCUUGUUCUGCUUGCCCCAGUAAACAUUUUCUCACCUGUGGCUCUGUCACAGGUGUUACAUCUUAUUAAAUACAACAUCAUGUUCACUUAGGAAAUUAUGGUCCCAUUAGCAUCGCAAAGGAAAAAGGCAGUUAUGCACUUCACUGUAUGAGUAUACAGUCUCACUUGGUUUCUUAGUGAGUCACCACUCAAUCCUUCUGUCAGUUUUCAAAACACGAAGAUUGCAAAGGCUAAAAUGUGAAGCUCUGAGUAACUUGUUUACUAUCCAACAAGGGGCAUCCAGUAUCCAAUUUUAGUAUGCAGUCUAUGAGGAAAUCUGCUUCGUGAGUGAGUGAGUGAGUGAGUUUACUAUUAAUUGUAAGCAAAUGGAAAAUGUGUAUUUUCUGGGUGGAAACAAGGAACUUAAACGUCCACCAGUAACAUUUUAUGCCAGCAUUUUUCACGAGAACAAACAUUUCACUGCACAAUGUCUUCUUAUAUCUUCCUUUUGCUUCAAAAGACCAUACUAUGGACUUUUUUUUUAAAAAUAGAUGUAUCAGAGAGAUCUUUAUUUUCAUGAUCGGUUUAGGCUUUAAACGAAUAGAUGAAGGUCUGUUUAGUCAGUGUUGAGACUUUGCUGAACAAAUACAUUUUUGAGUGAUCUGCCAUUCUUUUCUAUUUCCUCUGUUGUUUUGAUGUUUUUGAGUUCCUUCUGUUGGAAAUCUGAAAAUAAAGAGUUUACUGUUUAAUAGUGAAGCAUUAAACAAUCACAAACUUGUAGCCAUACUGGGUGGCUUUUAAGUGUGAGCGUGUAUGAAUAAAUAACUCCUGAACAAAAAGAGGCUUUUCAUGAAGCAAGCUUCAAAAAGUUGGCUUAUGUAGGGAAAUUCCACAUUAACAGCAGCUCCAUAAAACCCAUUUAGAAAUGACUGUAGGUCAUCAGUCUCAUCUCUGGGACAAACAGAGGUCUCAUCAAUUCACAAUAAAGAAACCUGA